GAAGUGAGAGAUGAGUGCUAGGAAGAAGAAACACUCUCAGAAGAAGGCGUGAUUCGUUGACUCAGCCGACGACAGAGAAGAAGCAGCAGCUCCUCUAUGUGUAGAUGGGACCAGAGGUGUAGAGGGGUCAGUGCAGAUCAGGAACCUUAAAAAGUGACCAGUAGUCGAACAAAUAAAAGGCCUCUUGGAUUUUGAUUGGCUGAUUUUUCACAUCAGCUGAAUAUGACUGCUUUUGACUGAUUGAUAGGUGGCACUUUCAUCAGGAUGAACGAUACAGGGGACAUGGUGUGUGAAGGAUGGCUGCGAAAGUCUCCCCCAGAGAAAAAGCUGCGGCGUUACGCAUGGAAGAAACGUUGGUUUGUGUUGAGAAGUGGCCGGCUGACUGGAGAACCGGACGUCCUACAAUAUUACAAGAACCAGCAAUCCCGUAAUCCAAUAAGAACCAUUAACAUGAACCUCUGUGAACAGGUAGAUGCUGGCAUGUCAUUCACAAAGAGGGGGCUGGAGAGCAGCUUUGUUUUCGACCUGAAGACAGUGGAAAGGACCUGGUACCUGGUAGCUGAGUCUGAAGAGGACAUGAACCGUUGGGUGUCUUCAAUCUGCCUGCUCUGUGGCUUCAACCCAACUGAUGAUGUUCCAGAAAGGCCUCUGAUCUCCAUCUCCACCACCACUUCCAAUAUAUCUAUCAGUGGCUCUGCUCCCACCUCUAGGGUUACAGGGACUGCCCCACUCUCAUAUGACCCAGUGACUGUGCGACACAUGGAGCCUGAUUGCAAUGCAGAGGAUGAUUACCUGUGGUUAUCACACUGCCAGAGUCACAUCAGGCCUUCAUUAGGUUUCUCCACUUCUCUUGAAGCCAACUACAAUGACCACCCCUACCCUCCGAUUUCCACCACCUCCUCUUUCUCUUCCUCUUCCUCCUCACCUUCUCUCAUUCACGACAGCCUGCCUCCUCCAUCCUCACCUCCCAGCUUUAGGGCAGCUUGGACACUUGCCACCAUGACGAGCCCUCUCAGCCAAUCUCUAGAUGCCAGCAUGACCUCUGACUUGCUGAAACGAGUCAGCCAACCUCAUUGUCACCCCUCUCCUCAUCCCAGAAAACACUCUUUAGAUUUCCAGCUGCGUCCUCUGGCGAUACCUUUCAGCGAUUACGAACCCUCCAAUGUGCAUUCAAGUGCACACUCAUACACCAACAGUGGUUACCAGAUCCCGCGUCCAGCAUCCACCCCACAACCGCCUCACCCUAGUCACCUAUCUUCUACACCAAGUACAGACUCCGUAGUCCAAGUGGAGCUCCAUACUUUUACUGCAAGUCCCCCUCCACGCCCGCCAAAACCCACAGUCAUCACAGCACCUAUAGAGAGUUCUUCGAUGAGCUCAGGCUCUGCCACUCUACCCCGAAUCACCUCAGACUCAAAGAGGAGGGAAUAUGUGGAUGGAGAAGGAUAUCUUCUGAGGAGUAACGCUGAUACAAUCCCAGGACGCAUGCAGACAUGUUAUGACUCUUUUUACAUCCCUCGAUCUCGGUCUGACAGAGCAAGCAUGUUUGAGUUCAGCGACAGCUUCAACAGUUACUUUUUUAAUAAAGGCAUGGUACCCCUGGGAAGUGUUUGUUCUGAAGAUGAUGAUGUGGAUGAAAACUACGUUCCCAUGAGUGCUGCCACCACUGAGCCGCCAGUGGCACUAAAGUCAGUCAGGACAACAAAGCAAAAAAUGGUGCCUCAGCCUCCUCCUUGUGACGCCUCCACCCAACUUCAAGAUGGCAACUACGUUCCGAUGACGCUUCUGAUACCCUCCGUUCCCACUCACACAAACCCUGCCACUGGUGACCUUGGGUCUCUGGGGAUGCAUGUACCUCCACCUGCUCACAUGGGCUUCCGUAACUCCCCGCUGAAUCCCGUUGCCCCCCAUACCCCACCCCAGCGGAGACAUACCAUUAUCAGCGGUGGCGGAGGUGAAGUUGAAGCCAUGCCUCCUCCGAUCCACCGCAACCUGAAACCACAAAGGAGAGGGAUUUCUGUCAAUCAAACUUGCAUGGAAAGAAAGGAUGGCCACACUGUGGGAGAACAGAUUCAUAAAACAAGAGUGAAACCUGCUCCUCUGGACAUCACUCCACUACUCCAGGACUGGCAGGAAGUCCCACCCCCUGUGCGCUCACCUGUUACUCGAACCUUCACACGAGAUCCGUCCAGUCGUCCGUGCUUCAGGCCAAGCUCUGCCCACAGCUCCUCACCUUCCUCCGAUUCCGAUGAUCCCAAUGACAGCUACGUCGCAAUGACGACCUCCAGCCUCAGUUUUAGCGCCGGAGAGCCAUCUCUGAGACUUAUGCUACAACAGACUUCAGAGGGCGGAGUGGACAGCCCAUUGCAACGUCGAUCCAGGAGCAACAAACAAGUGGAGUACCUGGACCUCGACCUCCACACUGGACGAUCAACACCGACAAGACAGAGAUGCUGCAUAGCAGAAGGUGGAACCGGUGGCAACGAGCAGGACAGUUCAGGCAAGGAACAUGCACGAGGCAGGCGUACACGUGUGGACUAUGUCGUGGUGGACCCAGAGAAGACGAAGGCCCUCAGGAACACCCGGGAAGCAUGGCAUGAUGGGCGGAUGUCUACCGACAAGGAGAAAAGCUAGAAGUGGACAAGUGCAUUCAAAAAACAUAAACACUGAAAAAAAAGUCUGAAAAGAAAUACUUAUUAAUCCUAAAGAAAACUAUACUUAUUUAAAACUUAAAUCUGUGAGAAAUUCGAUGGCAACACGCAACAGUUUCAAUUGUAUGAUGCAAUGAACUGUGCUGAAGCCGAAUGUCAAUGAUUACUGGGAAGUAAAGAAUUCAUCACACUAAAUGCCAAAGGUGAAGUUAUGUGAAGAGUGAGGAAACGUUUCUGGAGGGCCCAGUUUGACAACAACUCAGUGUGAAAAGAAAAAUACAGUAGACACUAAGGUGACAUUAGGAACAGUCCAGAAAAUCUGAGCUUUUUUUAACUCUAUUGUGAUUAGGUCUUUCUCCAGUUGAUCCUUCAGGAAGGAAAAAACAGAAACGUUUCCUCUUCUUUGUGUAAACACAGCACCUCCUUUGUUCUGAUCUGAUUCAGGUUCUGGAAAAUUUCAUCAGUCUUAUAUUAAGUAAUAAUAUAUAAAAUAUUAUAUAAAUAAUAAGAAAGACAUUGGACAGGGGAGUCUAUCAAAUGUUCUAAUGAUUAGAAAUAAGACAAACGUUGUCCAGUGUGAAGAUUAUUGCAAAUCCUACAUGUCCACAUGAAGGGUGCAAUCUGCUACUUCUGAAUUGUGUGAUUACAGUAACAAUGAAUAAAGACUACACUUUGUUUUACUCUU
Messenger RNA from Mugil cephalus (flathead mullet), 3336 nucleotides. RefSeq names its product GRB2-associated-binding protein 1-like. The coding region runs from base 265 to 2634 and encodes 789 amino acids. The record is from RefSeq and is a predicted model, not a curated record. NCBI's taxonomy places the organism in Eukaryota, Metazoa, Chordata, Actinopteri, Mugiliformes, Mugilidae. The transcript has 13 exons.